CUCCUCAUCGUUGAUACGAUGAACACUAGGCUCAGCUAUGAGGCCAGCAUACUAUCCAGCCACAUGUGGCUCAUCCUCAACAUCUCCGGACCGCGGCAUCGUCGGCCCGCUGGUUUGAGACAGGCACAUCCUAGCGAUGACUCGCCUUCGAUGAGCCGUGGCCGGGCAACAAAUCUGCAACAAAACACGUGUGUUGUUGUCCCACAGCAAAGACAACUUCACGCGAUACUGAUCUUUUCGCUGCGCAGUCAGCUAUCGGACACUCAAUGUUCUCCAUGGCCCCGAAACCACCGGCCCCGUCCUUUUCGCACCUCAUCUCGUCUUAUCCGAUCUUGUCCAUACUCGCGGAAUAUGUUUCAGCCCUGGAUCUCCUUCACCUAGCUCAGACGAACCGUAACCACCACGUGCACAUCCUCGGUUCCCGUACCAUAUUCGAAAAGCUGAGAAGCCUUUGUCUCUGCGAUGGCCGCGGCUUGAUACAACGCCAAACGUUCAGCGGACGCUACUGUCCAAACUACUGGACUCUCUUCUGCGGCCUCCCUCCCAUGGUCGUCGGGGACGAGGAAAUUGAAGUCAAGCUGUACAACGUCAAGUGCGACGAAGCUGGAGCCCUACCCUGCCGGAGAUGCGGAAUCAACAUUUGUGAAGAGUGCAGAUACUAUGAUCGGCUUCUGUCCGUGGAGGAAAGCUAUGUCGAGCCGCGCUACAACUGGCGCCCUCUCAACAUCAUGUGUCUUUGCCGCGAUUGCGAUUCCGAGCUUGAAGGCGACAUUCAGGGUAAACAGCUCAGCGACACAUGCAAUUGUAACCUAUGCCUGAGAUGGCUUUGUACCAAGUGCGAAGACGAUCAGAGAGAAGAGACCACGGCGUAUUACGACACCCGAACGAAAGAAGCGUCGGGCCAUAAUAACGUGCUUAUCGCCCAAGAAGAAUGGGGUCCGGACGAAACCUCCGAAACCAAACAACUUGAAAUCUAUGGCAAAUGGCGUAGUUUUUAUUGCCCUUGUGGUGCCAGCGUUUCUCAAGAGACCGUCCCCCGAUGCACCUGGUGCAAGCAUCGAGUCAAAGGCCAGGAUGAAUGGUUGAGCGAAAGAAACCAGCUUGCUCGACUUGAUAAGCCGGGAGGUUCUUUUUAUAACCCAAAUUACCCGCCCUUCGUCAUGGAUGCCAGCUACAACUAUCCCACUCCUUAUCCCAGGCUGGGGUACCAUCGGCCCGGAGACACAAUCCCGUAACGACUGUCAUCUUUCAACCGAGGCUCUUCUACGGCUAGAGCCCACUGCUCGAGACAAUCAUGCCUGACGCCCUAUGGUGGCUGCGACCCUGUCAUCGUUGGCCAAGAAUGGCAGAGUCUAGAGAGACAUGACCGGGAAGUCAUCGCUUCAGACAACACGCCAUUCGAGCAAACC
Colletotrichum godetiae is the source of this 1409-nucleotide messenger RNA. RefSeq lists its product as uncharacterized. Lineage: Eukaryota; Fungi; Ascomycota; Sordariomycetes; Glomerellales; Glomerellaceae. The transcript has 3 exons. Bases 267 to 1235 code for a protein of 322 amino acids. The record is from RefSeq and is a predicted model, not a curated record.